AUGAGGCAGGCUGAUGGAGAGAAGGCGCGAGGCAUGGCUGGGUGGGCCAAGGACAAGGUGGGAGACGUGGUGGAGAAUGUGAGAGACAAGAUCGGAUCGGAGUGGGGCGGGCACAAGGUAGAGGAGGCGGAGGCGGCGAUGCCCGGCGGCGCCGGGGAGAUUGAAUACGUGCGGGUGCGGGCUGCCCAGGGCAAGGAAGGCGGCUCGGGCUGGGAGGCGGCGCACCCCAACCUGUUCAUGUGCGUGUGCGGCGCCCUGCUGCACAGGCAGGGUGGUGGCGGCGAGGCUGCUGGCGGCAGCCAGGGGGAGCACCUGGAGGGCCCGCGGGAGGCCUGGAAGCACAUGCAGCACGACCUGCAAGACCCUCACCAGUGGGACCGCCAGACUGAGGAGCGGUAUGAGCGCUAUGCCGACGGCUCGGAAAUCUUCAGCGGCACACACAACCACAUGCUGCACAUGGGCUCCCAGCCGUACCCAGCGGAGGGGGGCUCCGGCGGCCCCAAGCUGCCAAAGGGCGUGGCGGCACAGGCGCUCACCAGGGCUGGGGACGGCCAGGUGCGCUGCUUCGGCAGGGAGGUGACUCUGGUGGCGGGGCGCGUGGAGGGCAUGCCAGGUGCGGGGACCUCCCAGAGCGGCAACGUGCUGUCGCGCACGUGGGACUCGAUCAAGUCCAGCCUGGGACUGGUGCGGGGCUCCGCAGAGCAGGCCGGAGCGCAGGCCUCCGGCGCCGCGUCUGACGCCACCAGGCAAGCCGCCGCCCUUGUGGCCGUUCGGGGUUCUUCGUAUGCCUACGACCGGGCCGCCGGCAUGAAGAACGCUGCGGGCGAGAGCUGGGACCAGGCCAUGGAUGCGGCCUACCGCUCCUGGGAGUCCACCAAGAAGGGCGGCCAGCAGACGUGGGACGAGGCUAAGCGCGCCGCCUGGGACCAAUGGUCUGCCACCGUCUCCUGGCCCGCCCGCACCAUGCAGGCCACCAAGGAUGCCGCAGGCGCAACCGCCGACGCCGUCGGGUCUGCCGCCAGCGCCGCCGCAGGCGCCGCCUCCGGCGCGGCGCAGUACGCUGCAGGCACCGCGGGGUGGGCUGCCGACAAGGCCCGCGACAGCUGGUAUGCCACCCUGGCCAGUGCAUAUGCCAACUGGUAUGCCACCAAGGACAAGAGCAAGCAGACCUGGGACGACGCCAAGCGUGCUGCAUGGGACACCUGGAAGGCCGCUGAGGGCAAGGCCUACAGCGGGUACGACUAUGCCAAGGACACCACCGCCUCGGGCUACGACUCGGCGCUCAGGAGCGCCUACGACAACUGGCAGGCAAGCCGCGCUCUGGGGGCCUGCGCUGCGCUGAUUGCGCGCUCUACACCCCGCGCCCCACUCCCCGCAGCAUCGCCACAUGCUGCCACCAAGGACAAGACGGGGCAGACCUGGGACGCCACCCGCGACACCUUCUACUCCUCCUGGCGCUCCGCCAACCGCGGCUGGGACGACGCCAUGGCUUCAGCCUGGGACCAGUGGCAGGCUACCAAGGACAAGAGUGGGGAGACCUGGGACGAGGCCAAGAAGAAAGCUCACGAUCAGUGGAAGGCGGGCAGGGGCACCGCGGAGCAGGCCGGCGCCGCCGCCAGCGCCGGGUGGGAGAGCUGGAUGCGCUCGGCCUGGGGCCGCUGGCACCGCACCAAGGACGCCACCAACGAGAGCUGGGAGGCCGCCAAGGAUCAGGCCCGCAGGCAAGCGGCCUACGACACUGUGUCCACCUCCUCCCAGCAGACCUGGGACCAGGCCAAGGCGGCGUCCAGGGAGCGCUGGGAGGCCGCCAAGGGCACCACUGGGGAGGUGUGUGUGUGUGCAUACAUAGCCUAUUAUAGCCUAUUAUAG
Molecule: messenger RNA, 1869 nt
Organism: Chlorella variabilis
Lineage: Eukaryota; Viridiplantae; Chlorophyta; Trebouxiophyceae; Chlorellales; Chlorellaceae
Exons: 19
Coding region: 1-1869 (622 amino acids)
Source: RefSeq, a predicted model, not a curated record